Molecule: messenger RNA, 909 nt
Organism: Vigna radiata var. radiata (mung bean)
Lineage: Eukaryota; Viridiplantae; Streptophyta; Magnoliopsida; Fabales; Fabaceae
Exons: 3
Coding region: 1-909 (302 amino acids)
Source: RefSeq, a predicted model, not a curated record
AUGGAGCCAAAAAAGGUUGAAGAAGCAUUGAGUGACGAAAAUUGGAUAGUUGCCAUGCAAGAGAAACUUAAUCAGUUCACAAAGAAUAAUGUGUGGGAAUUAAUGCCUAGAAAACCUGAGUUACAAGUUAUAGGUACAAAAUGGGUCUUCCAGAAUAAGAUGGAUGAUUCUGGUGAAAUCAUAAAGAACAAGGUUGAGCAGCCACCUGGAUUUGAAGAUUUUGAAUAUCCUGAUCAUGUUUACAAGCUGAAAAAGGCCUUAUAUGGAUUAAAGCAAGCUCCAAGAUCAUGGUAUGAAAGGUUAAGUGAAUUUCUUAUGAAGAAAGGAUACUCAAGGGGAAAGUUUUCGAAAGUCAUGCAGGAAGAGUUUGAAAUGUCUAUGAUGGGAGAAUUGACAUAUUUCCUAGGACUACAAGUGAAGCAAACCACAGAUGGGAUAUUCAUCCACCAAUCUAAGUACUGCAAUUAUCUUUUGAAAAGAUUUAAGAUGACAAAAUGCAAAGAUGUUGCUACACCAAUGGCAACUAACUGUUACUUGGAUCUAGAUGAAGCUGGAAAAAAUGUAGAUCAAAGAAUGUUUCGAGGUAUGAUCGGUUCACUACUUUAUCUUACUGCUAGUAGGCCUGACAUAAUGCAUAGUGUCUGUCUAUGUGCUAGAUUUCAAUCUGCUCCUAAAGAAUCACAUCUUAUUGUUGUUAAAAGAAUUUUGAAAUACCUCAAAGGUACAAAAAAUCAUGGACUAUGGUAUCCAAAUGGAUCAAAUCUUUUUCUAAACGGAUAUAGUGAUUUUGACUUUGGGGGUUGUAAGUUAGAUAGGAAAAGCACUAGUGGCACAUGUCAUUUGCUUGGUUCAUCUCUGAUUUCUUGGAAUUCAGAGAAACAAGCUUGUGCGGCUUUAUCUACCACAUAA